Macadamia integrifolia is the source of this 1237-nucleotide messenger RNA. Its product is annotated as syntaxin-51-like. Gene Ontology annotation, biological process: intracellular protein transport; vesicle fusion. Lineage: Eukaryota; Viridiplantae; Streptophyta; Magnoliopsida; Proteales; Proteaceae. Gene Ontology annotation, cellular component: endomembrane system; SNARE complex; membrane. Gene Ontology annotation, molecular function: SNARE binding; SNAP receptor activity. The record is from RefSeq and is a predicted model, not a curated record. The coding region runs from base 191 to 889 and encodes 232 amino acids. The transcript has 7 exons.
GACAAGACUCGGACAAAUACAGCGGAGUUUGGUGGCAGCAGCGUGUGUCGUCGUCUCCACCUCCUUUCCCUUCCAGUCAAAGCUGCCGAGAUCACAAACUCUGUCUCCAAUCUCUCUCUCUCUAUAUAUAUCUCAUACACGGACAUCGCUUUUGUCUGGUCAGAGACUCAAGUCUCACGCUUGAGCGGCGAUGGCAUCUUCGGCAGACUCAUGGAUGAAGGAAUUACAUGAGGCUCAGAAGCUUGCUGAUGAUAUAAACGGGAUGAUUUCUGAAAGGGGUUCUUUGCCCCCAUCAGGACCAGAUAUGCAACGUCAUUUCUCUGCCACUAGGAGAAAGAUUACAAUACUAGGGACCAGACUUGAUAGUUUGCAGUCCCUUUUAUCUAAGCUACCUACAAAGCAGCCUAUAACAGAGAAGGAGAUGCAUAGGCGCCAGGAUAUGCUAGCAAAUUUGAGAUCCAAAGCCAACCAGAUGGCCUCUGCACUGAAUAUGUCCAAUUUUGCGAAUAGGGACAGCUUGCUAGGACCAGAUAUAAAGCCAGAUGUCAUGAGCAGAACAACUGGCUUGGACAACAGUGGUCUUGUUGGCCUUCAGCGGCAAGUAAUGAAAGAACAAGAUGAAGGUCUUGAGAAAUUGGAGGAGACUGUAGUAAGUACAAAACAUAUUGCAUUGGCUGUCAAUGAGGAACUUGGCUUACAAACUAGCCUUCUUGAUUCAUUGGACCAACAUGUGGACUCAACAGACUCCAGGCUACAGCGUGUACAAAAGAGGUUGGCGAUUUUGAACAAACGUACUAGCGGUGGUUGCUCUUGCAUGUGUAUGCUUUUGUCUGUCAUCGGUAUAGUUCUUCUGGUGGUUGUUAUAUGGGCACUGAUUAAAUACUUGUAAUACUAGUGAUGGUGGUUAUGGAUAAGACGUCCAAGUCUGCAGUGUGGUUAAAGGUUACAGAUGUCAUAUGUAACCGCCAUUAUAACUGUUGGUUUCCCAAGAAAUGGUAGAGGACUGUAGCCCUAUUUGGUUGUGUUUGUCAAGAAGUUUAAGAAUAGGUUUGCAGGUGAAGUUUUCUGAAGGCCGGUGAAUGGUGCUCUCGAUGUUUGUAUUUGGGUUUCGUCGGAUUUGUUUGUAAAGGGGAGAUGGUUUGAUCUGGAGAACAAGGUAAGGCGUCCCAUUUUAUUCUCUUGAAAACUUUGGAAGAUGAUGAAUUUGAAGAUUGGAGAUCAAGGGAAUUUCAACUUA